AUGCCCAUCCAGCACAAGCCACCACUCCCUCCCAAAUCACAUCGACAUCGCGCACUACUACCGCCGCCACCACCGCUGCGCCGUCGCGCUCGCCUUUUCCCACCGGGGGCGGCGACCUCACCUCGUCGUGCCGCUGCUACCGCCGCCGCGUUGUUCUGGGGGUGGGGGGCGGUCUCGUGUUGUUGUUGUAAAGAUCGCCGUCUUUGGGGGUGGGGGAUCGGACGAGAUGCGGUGGCGGUGGUGGUCUCCUGGUCCGGGCGUGUAGGAGGAGGAGGAGGAGGAGGGGGCAUGGUUGAAGUGGCCUUCGCUUCGUCCGGAUCCUCCGCGGCGGCGGAGGGGGUCUCUACGGCGCCGCGCCGCCUGUGCGGCGAGCUCGUCGUCAGGGACGCUCUCCCGUAUGCCGGGGUGGCUGUUCCGCCACCGCCGGCGCCGCCGCAGGUGCAGGCUACGGGUGGGGGCGGCGGCGGCGGCGGGAAGAUUAGCCCCGCGGUGCUGUUCAUCAUCGUGAUUCUCGCGGUGGUGUUCUUCAUCUCCGGCCUGCUCCACCUCCUGGUGCGGCUCCUCAUGAAGAAGCAGCACCGCCGCGGAGGGGGUGCGGCCGACGGGGUGUCGCGGACGGCCGCCGGGGACGACGGGGGAGCGGGGGACGCGGCGCUGCAGCGGCAGCUGCAGCAGCUGUUCCACCUGCACGACUCCGGGCUGGACCAGGCGUUCAUCGACGCGCUGCCCGUGUUCGCCUACCGGGAAAUCGUCGUGGGCGGCGGCGGCGACGGCGACAAGGAGCCCUUCGACUGCGCGGUGUGCCUCUGCGAGUUCGACGCCGAGGACCGGCUCCGCCUGCUGCCGCUGUGCGGGCACGCCUUCCACCUGCAUUGCAUCGACACAUGGCUGCUGUCCAACUCGACCUGCCCCCUCUGCCGCGGGGUGCUCUUCGUCCCGGGGCUCACGGCGGAGAACAAUCCGAUGUUUGAUUUCGACGAGGGGCUGGAGGAAGGAAGGCUGUCGGAGGACUGCGAUAUCCGGUUCGGAUUGCCUGGGCAGAAGGCUACAGAGGGGUUGCAGACGCCGGCGACUGAGAAGAGGGUGUUCCCAGUGAGGCUUGGGAAGUUCAAGAAUAUCGGGACCCAGGGCUGUGUCGAAGGCGGCAUCGGCAAUGCCAAUGGUGCUGUCUUGAGGAGAGAGGAAGGGGAGAGCAGCAGCAGCAGCUUGGAUGCAAGGAGAUGCUUCUCAAUGGGGACUUACCAAUAUGUCCUAGGGACCUCAGAGCUCCGGGUAUCUCUCCAGCCAGACCGAAUUAGAAAUGGCGGUGGGGGUGUCACUAGAGCAAGGCCUGCCGGGUUAAGCUCUGUCAAUGCUGAGAUCAUGGAGGGGAAGAAGAUAUGCGCACGGAACAAAGGGGAGAGCUUCUCUGUGUCGAAGAUUUGGCAGUGGUCUAAUCUGAAGGGCAAGCUGCCUACUGGCUCAGAUGAAUGUUCAGAAGCAGGGAGCCUUCCAUGGAUGAAGAAAGGUGGCAUUGGGGAUACAUCAAACAUAUGACUGUAGUCUGUACUAUGAUAGUGGCUAAUCUUUUCUCUUGUUGGUGGUGCUCACUUAAUUUCUUACCUAUAGCCAUUUUGACUUUUUCAGUCUGAUUUCUUUGUGCCAAGUUCGAUUGUAAUGCAUUAAUCUCAUGGAGUGAUAACUU
Messenger RNA from Oryza brachyantha (malo sina), 1684 nucleotides. Its product is annotated as RING-H2 finger protein ATL46-like. Lineage: Eukaryota; Viridiplantae; Streptophyta; Magnoliopsida; Poales; Poaceae. Bases 1 to 1536 code for a protein of 511 amino acids. The transcript has 2 exons. The record is from RefSeq and is a predicted model, not a curated record.